UAGUGAAUGGUAAUAUAUUAAACAGCUUCUGAAUCUCGAAUGGAGAAAUAUUUUCAAAUUGGAUUUUUUCAUAAAAUAUUUUUCUUCCUCGAAGCUGGGAAAUGUAAUUGGUCUCUGUUUCCAGGUACCUACUUCAUAUUGUACGAUUUCAUCGACUUCUUCCAGAAAGACGGGCCGAGUUUCUUGCAAAGAGAUAAGUUCCUAGACAUCAUCAACACAAUUUUCAAGAAUAUGACGAAAAUUGAGAGGGAAGCUAUCAUAUUCCAGUACACAGAUUGGGAGCAUGUUAUGGAUGGUUAUCUGAACCAGAAAAUGAUCGGAGAUGUGGUUGGUGAUUACUUCUUCAUCUGUCCGACAAAUCAUUUCGCACAGGCAUUCGCAGAGCAUGGAAAGAAGGUGUACUACUAUUUCUUCACCCAGAGAACCAGUACAAGUUUAUGGGGCGAGUGGAUGGGAGUCAUGCAUGGAGAUGAAAUAGAAUACGUAUUUGGUCAUCCUCUCAACAUGUCGCUGCAAUUCAAUGCUAGGGAAAGGGACCUCAGUCUGCGAAUAAUGCAAGCUUACUCUAGGUUUGCAUUGACAGGUAAACCAGUGCCUGAUGACGUGAAUUGGCCUAUCUACUCCAAGGACCAGCCGCAGUAUUACAUUUUCAAUGCGGAGACUUCGGGCACAGGUAGAGGACCCAGAGCAACAGCGUGUGCUUUCUGGAAUGAUUUCCUUCCAAGGUUGAAGGCUCGAGCAGAAGGGGAACUUGAAUGCGAAACACCAUCUCCGGCGCCGACAAGUAUGGACGACUACAACACACCCGACGAGAUGACCUUCAACAUGACCAGCAGCGCUAUGAUCACCGCAGCCAAUCAGCAGAACAUCAUGCCCUACAACAUAUCCAGGCUCCUCCUAUUUCUACUGCUGCAACUGCUACAAUCGACAAUAUAAACCUAGACAUCCGACAAUAUUGGAGAAAUUAGAAAAGAAAUUUUGCAUGCUCAAUGCUCCGGCUAGCAUACACAUGUAGUGAGCAUGAAUAGUAUGUAAAUACAUAGUAAUGUGAAUACAUGUAUGUAAGUGCAUGUAAUACAUAGUAACUGUGAUUGUAACAAGACCUGCUAGUAGAAAACAGAGAGGGUUUGAUGCAUCAGUAGAACCAAGUUGGGUCUGGUUGAGCCAGCCAAUGGGAGUUCUACUAAUGUAGAAAUGGUUGAUGUUACUUCACAGCACUGAAAAUGCUUUCGAUGGUGAUGCAAUAUCGUUGAUGUCCUAGAAAACCCUUCCAACCACGACGAUAUACACACGAGACGUAAGUGACACAGCUUGAAUGAAAGAGCUUAGAAUAAUUAGUACAACUAAAUAUAAUUGUUUUGCACAAGAUUUAAGAGGCGGGACCUCUUAAAUUACCUCUGUCUAAUCUUCCUUCCUCUUUCCUAUCCCUCAUCCCUUUCCCCUGAUAACUAGUCCUCUGAUAGGUUACCUCGAAACGAGCUUUAUGUAUUGUAUGAAAUCACUCCUGGAUGAUGAUUUAUAUAGGAGGCAAUUUAUACAUCAACUGAGCGUUGAUUAAUAUAUAUUUAUGUAUAGAUGUUGAUAUUAUUAUAUACCUACCUAUACUAUUAACCUUGAAGCUUUUUUAUACGAUGUCCUCUUCGUUCGUCAAACUUCCCCAAUGAAUGGAGCUGAUAAUCAACUGCUAUAGGUGUACUUUCAAUAAUGGAUAUCUAGAAUAAUUAUUGAUAACUUUAGAGUAAUAUACCUACGGAAAAACAAUAAGCGAACAGGAUACUUUCAUAUGGGUAUUCUCCUAAAACGUACACAUAUCAUUCAUGCCUGAAACAAUAUAAUAUAUAAUACUAAAUAAUGAGAAUUAGGUAUGGUACUGAGAUGACCGAGAAAAAUAUCAUUAUAAAGUAAUAUGAACCCGGUGAUUAACAGGGAGUGGGAUUUGUUAGUUUGUAACUGAAACAUAUCAAAAUAUUAUGAGGAAUGAUGUCAAUGAAAAAAAAUCUUUGUACAAGAAAUUUUAUAUGCAUAUAUAUAAAUAUAUAGUGUAUACAUAAUAACUAUUUAUAUUUCGUAUUGCAAUGUAUACACUAUAAUGCACCUUAUUGUAUAUAAUACUGUGAUGUAUUCUUCCCCCCCAAAAAUCAAAUACAUAUCAAUGCAGAGGCUCUCGCAUAAACUUGACGUAUAAAUAUAGUGAUAGAAAAUCUUGCGUAGAAUUUUGGAAAAAUCAAACUGAUGUAUACUUUUCUUUUAAUCUCAAAAAUAAAUAAGCCCAAUAUUCAAUUUCUGAGCCAAAAAUUUAUUUUCCAUUUAUAAUCUUCUACAAAAACUUAUCAUCUCAAUUAUUCAAGAAAGUUGUUCUAUUUAUAAUAUUUUUCAAAAACUUAUUCCCUCGCACAUUCAAGAAAGUUGUUCUUGUUACAAUACUCACAUUAAAAAAUAAAAUGGCUGUAGUUGAACAGAUCGGAACGAGUUUCAUUUUGAAAUGGGAGAUAAAAGCUUUACAAAGCCACAUUAAUACAAAUAUGGCUCAUGAUCUCGUCAUAAUGGAAGAUAUUAAUACUCUCAAAAAUAAAUGUAUUUUAUGUAUGAAUAAUUCAUGAUUAUCAAGAUCAUAAAAAAUUACAAAUUUCACCCAUGAUAUUAGUUGCAUUUCAAAUCAAUAAGCUGUAUCCUCGAAGCGGUCACUUGUCUUUACGUGCCAUGGAAGUAGACAAACAUAAUACAAAACUUUAUAUACAAACUCUCCUAAAUAGAAUUUUGUAUCUCAUAUUCAGGAGAAUAAUAACUAGUGAGAAUUUUUACAACUGGAAAGCAAAUGAAAAUUCAUAAGACAUUACGAGUACCAGUGAAUGAAAACUGAACUACCGUAUAUCAAAAUACUUCUAAUCUAUAUACUAAUUCAUAAAAGGAUUAUUUUAUACAGUGCUGUGGAUUUCUUUUCUAGAUGUGUUCUGGUUAGUGAAUGACUGUCAUGGGAUAUUUUCAUGGAAUAGGCUAUUUCAUAAACAAUUAUUCAAAUUCUUUAUUGAUUGACUGAAGAAACAAACUAGAUUGUUCGAAAAAUUAUUAUUGGAUUGGUAGAGCUAUGCUAAAAUGGAAUUUCAUAGUUUUGAUAUGAACUCAGAUAAUUUUUGAGUACGAAAUAACCCAGAUUGACGAUAUCUCAAGAAUGUCCUCUACUAGAUUUUUUAAAAACAAUCAAAUUAUGAUGAAAAAGCACAAAUAUUUGCCUACUACUGUGACUUUACGCAAUCCAUACAUAUCAAUAGCAUAAUUCUUGGUAGAUAUAUUAUAUAAUAACAGGGGAAUGUGAGUAGAAUAUCAUGGAAACAUAUAUAUUUAUCAGAGUAAAUAUCGUGGAAUAUGAUCAAAUCGUGGAAGGUGUAGCCUAUAAUAUUCUCUAGGUAAAUUUUUUUGUCAUUUUUCAUCAAGUUAUUUUGAUUUUACAAAACCUUUCAUGACUUGAAAGCUUAGAAAAUGAUUAUAAAAAUAUUUUGAAAAGUCCUAUUUCAAAUUUGAAUAAUGUGCAAUGGAUAUUUUAAUUGCGCAGAAUGUAAGAAUAUCAAUUCCUUGUGAAAGAUAAUUCAACAUAGGUACCGUACUCUUAAGUCUAUUACAGUAUUAUCCCAUAAUAUCUUGAAAUUAUUUCACUCAACAAUUUAUCUCAUCAACAAUUCACUCAUCACAAAGAUGGACGAGGAGGAGAGCAUAUCACACUCCAAGUGUGUAAUAUAAUAAUUAUUAUGUAUUACUUGGUUCAGAAUUGAAAUCUUCAAUUUCUUUAAACUGCUUGCUACUAUGACGCGACUAAAGCUGUUAUUUGUUGUGAAUGCUAGUGAACCCUUUGUGAGUAUAUGUGUGAGUGUAUGUGUAACAGAGGACUCAAAAGUCAUGCAUUCAAAGUUCUUCAAUACCUCUGGUAGGUAAUACUUAUUAAAGGAUAGUAUUACUUAACUGAAUUAAUUUUAUUGAAAGACAGUAAUGAAAUAUGAUGAUAGCAAAAGAAAAAUAGCUACAUAAAUAGAAAGAGUUAGCAAGGGAAAAAUAAGAGAUUUCAACAAUAUUCACAGUAAUUCAAGAGAAACUUUGUAUUCGGAUCUUUUCCUUUGGCACGACAUGUGAAUAUUAUCAUAGAAACUAUUAUCAUCAGCGACAGCCAAAUUCAUUAAAUUUAUGUGGGGAGGGGGUGUCAGACAAUAAUGGACCAUGAAGACCGGCGGGGUAAGGAGGUUGUGCUUGCUCUUAAGGGAGGAUAUGAGAAAUCAUAUUCAAUAAAUAGCAGUUUUUUUGGGAAAAAUCUGUUCCGAAGAUCACUUCCGAGAUAAACUCAUCUGCCACCAGGUUCAAAUCCUAUUGAUUCGAAUCUUUGAUAUGAGAAUAGAAGACACUCAUUCAUAGAAUUGAGUCUCCACUAUCCCAAUCCAUAUAAAAUAUUCAUUGGAAUAAUGUUAAUUCAAGAAACAUUUCUAGAUAUAUCAGUACUUUGCAACUCUGAUUUAAGUUUUAGGUGAGAGCAUGUGUGGGGAAGGGGAAAAUGCAUACAUGAGUAUGUCAUCCAAGUGUCAAAGUGUCAUCCAAAUCCCCCCUCCACAAAUCGCUUUGAUCGGCACCACUGAUUAUCAUGAUAUUAUUUUGCUGCUUGGGCAUUAUUGAAAAAAAUACAAGUAGCUGAUGAAUGGAAUUCCAGAAUUAUCGUGGCUGACACUAUUCAAAAUCAAGGUUAUUGAUGGAAUAAUAUUAUUGUAUGGGUUUCUAUCAUGUUCUACUCAAAUUCAAGAACUCGUGAUCGAUUCAGAAAAGAAUUCAAGAACAAUCCAAAAUCAGAAGGAUUCUCUAAGAAAUCACUUGAUAAACAUUUGAGCAGGCUUCCAAUAAGUUUCUAACUUAGGUACAUAAACUAAUUUUUUGUUUCGAUGAGAUAAAGUCUCUUGGAAUCAAUGAAUUUUCGAAUGUAUGGCUUUUGACCCUGAAACCCCCACCCCCACCCUAUUGUUGUUCAUAUUGUGGCAACUAACAAAGUUAUGAAUGAGCAGGAUAUCUCUCUGUCUGUCAAGUGUUACCUCCGUAGGCCUACUUAGGACACUGCCUAUAGUCAGCACAAAUUAUAAAUAUUAGAUUUUAAGAUAUAAAUACACUUGUGUCCAAAGAAGAAAUUGAUAUGGUAGGGUAUGAUCUACUGUAGUGCUCAAUGUUACUGUACCUUCUAAUAUAAAAAAUACUAUAUAGUGAUAUCGGAAUCAUAAAUUAUUUGUGGAUGUAAAUCUAUUUAUGUAUCAUAAAUGAAUAUCUAAAUAUAAUAUAUAUAUAUGAAUCGAUGGAUAGUUGUCAAUUUUAGGUGCACACUAAAAAUUUAGCCUAGAGUAAAAAAAAUUUCAGCAAGAUAAAUGUGAUUGUGGAUGCACAGUACAAAAUGCUUCAGUAAAGGUCUUGCCUGAAGUGAUAUGUUCGAAUUACCCGUUACCAAUCGAACAUUUAUCUUACAGCUAUGACAAUUUGUGAGCUUUAAUGUAUCGUAAAAGAAUGCAAAAUUGUAUGUAAUAUUUUAGGCUAGUUGAUGGAACGCUUUUCUACUGUCCAUGAAUGACAAUUAAUGAUUAUACUCUAUGAAACUCAGAGGAAUCUGUAAGCUCUCUUACUAAUCAGUAAGAUAUUUAUCCAUGUUCAUUUUUCGCACUGAUAAACGAUAAUUGUGUACUCGAUGUGUUUUCAUGAGAUAAUUUAAGAAGCUUCUCCAUUGAUUACUAUGUUAAAUUAUCAGACUUUACUAUGCUUUCAUUUCAGUUGUAUGUAAUCAAGUUUAUACAGUUUAUACAGCACACAUCUCAAUUACAGGAAAUCCUUAUGCGUCUGUCAACACAGCAACCUAUAUCAUUGGGGUCCUGAUUUAUCAUUGUUAGUAAAUCACUAUAUUCAAUUCUGAAUUCUCAAAUUUCAAAUCAAAAUAAUAUAGCCUACUUUCCUUGCAGAUGUUAUAAGAUCUGUUAUUAGUAGGCCUAUUAGUUUCUUCUGUUGUGUGGAAUUGGGAUAUAAUAUGGAAACAAAGAGUAGGCAAAUAAAUUUCAAAUUUCAAAAGUAUCGAUAUUACAAGUCGAGAAGUUGUGAGAAUCUUAACCAGAUGUUCAGGGGAUAGAUCAAGGAAGGUUCGAUACAAAAGAAAAUUUUCUCUGGACUUUUUUUUCUUUUCAGCUUUACUUUCUCUCAAAUUUCGUGCUACUCGAAUCUACUCAAUUUGUUUUUGAACUCGAAUUCUCUUAUUUGAUCCAAAGUAAAAUUUUCAAUACCCAUGAUCGAUUCAGUUUCAGCCAAACUAAUUUUAGAAGGAAUUCAAAGAAUUGAUCCAAAUACAAGUUUAAAGAACCAUCUUUGAGCUUCAGCAAUUGUUUAGGAAACUUUAUCAUGCUCAUUAUCCUAUUUCCAAAGCUUUCCACAUGAGUUUUUUGUUCCAGCAUAAUUUACAAAAAAAAAUUAGCAGUUGGAUGAUUUUUGGACCAUUGGGAAAAUUGUGAAAAAUUAUUAUUAUUUUGAAGCAUUUACACAUUGAAACACUAUAUCUGACCAAUAUCAACCUUAGAAUUGCUCACUAUCUGUAUAACGUUUGAUAGUAGUUACGCUUGUUCAGGAAGCCAAGGACACAAAUGAAUAAUUUUUCACAAUGAAUUUGUAAAAAAAUUCAGAUCCUUAUUGCACUAGUGCCUGUAGUAUUUAUGAGCUAUUGCUGGAUUCAUUACUUUCUAUUCUUUUACUUAUCAAAAAAUUAUGAAACACGCUCAAAAUUCAACUAAAAACUCUAUUUAUUUGGAAAAACUAUAUUUUAGGUACCUACCGAACUGAAUAUUAUAAAAAUAGGAACAAAAGCUAAUCUAUGAAUUAAAAUUGUUGUGUUAUAGGCUACCUUGCUUCAUUUGGAAAUCGUCAACUUUGAGUAUACAAUGUGAUAAUCUAUUAAUCAAACUCUUCUUUCUACUGGAAAAAACAAUCAAAAUUAUUAAUUUAUUGCACUUGAUGUAUUCGUGGAACAAAUUAUUGUUUUGUAUAGAUUUUAGCGAGUGUAUAAGUUAGGCCUAAUCAGCACAUUCAAGGAGACAACUAGAUCACUCAGAAACGCUUCUCUGCACAAUAAAAGGAAAGUAUAUAAUAUAUAUAUGUAUGUUGUAAUAAAUGGUAACUGUAUUAUAUGAAUAUUUGUAAUAAUUGUAAAAUGUAAACUGCUAAGAUCCUAGCUCUUGCUUUUCUAUGAUCAGUGGAAGUGGAUAGUAUCUGACCUAUUGGAAAUAUUUGUAAAUUUUAUAUACUGGUAAGCUGUAAGGAAUAAAAUAGAAAUUUUAAUUUUGUAUUUGUCUUGGAAAAAGACAGUAAAUCUAUCAAAUAUAAGCUACUCGAUGUGGUGUACAAGCACAGCUAUUCAAUUAUCAUCAUGAAUUAUUUUACUACCAAGUGUGAAUUUUUCGUCAAGUAAGAGGAUACUGUAUUUUUCUAUCAAAAUUCAACUCCAACUCUAUCAUUUUUUUCAUGAGUUACAGAUCAAUAAAUUAACCAAGUUGAUCGACGGUUGACGUUUCGGUUUCCAUUGACGUUUUAGCUACAAUUUUCAAAGGAAAUUGUUAUAUUUGAACCCCUUAACUUCCAUGAAUAAACCCAUUAACUUCCAUCAUUCAUCUUUGGCGUUUCAAUCCACACUCUUUCACAGUUGUAUAAGGAAUUUUUAUCUCUAUACCAGAAAAAUUAACCAGCUUGAAGUUUACUGUUGAUGAACUGGGAUAAUCAGGUCAGGUCAAUGAGCUGAAUUGCGAACUAUCAUUUCGAAAAAUAUGAAAUAUGAUUGCCAAAAGUGGAAAUUGUAUCAAUACUAUUAUUGAUAUACAGACCGCUUACUUGACGAAAAACGUUUUAAAUAUUUUUGCUGAUAUCUAUCAUGAAUAUCGAUGUCUAUAGUAGAAUUAAGUGUGCCUCAUAUCUCUAUGUUACACAUAAAUUUUUCCUCUGAAUUAUCGAUCAAGAGAGACGUUUUUUUCUCGAAGUUACUAGAAAAUGAGUCUGCAAGAUUUAUUUGAAUAAUCUAUCCUAGGUUGAAUAAAGAUAACAUUUUUCAAUCAAACAAUAUUCAUUCGAAAGAUAGCCAGUUGAUUGAUAUAACAAUUCGGCAUUAUUUCAAGAAGAAUAAUAUAUUGGCAAAUUAUGUGAAUGCAUACAGGUUUUUUUCAUCAAUUUUCUCCAAAGCUAAUUACACGAGCCACAAGGUAUGAAGAUUUAAUUGGAUGGAUUUGCCUCAAGAAUUUAUAUUUUCUCCUUUCAUAUUUGAAAUCAAAAAUCGAAAUAUUCACAUACCAAUUAAAUUGAUAUUGAGUUAAAUCAACUGAAGUUGAAAGAGAUUUGAAGAAUUUCAAUCCAAACUUACAAUUCCAAAAGUGGAUACCAAAUUAUGAAAAAAAUAUUUCUUUCAUCAUACGAGAGGUAUUUUGUAGAUUGACGUAUAUUUCGCCAAAUUCGAAUUUGUUGGAGUUAAUAGCAGAGAUAGCUAAUUGCUAUGAUGAUAUGAUACGGUACCCUGAAAACGUGAGAUUGGGAACAAUUCAACAUGAUCUGUCGUGAUGCUUUCUUGAUGUGGAAAUUAAUUGUGGCAAUCAACAGAAAAUAAUUGAUUAAGGGAUAAUUAACAAUAUCAUGGUAUUAUUUCAACUCUAUUUUUUCAUGUGAAUGCUAACUAUUAAUAAUCUGAUAAAAUAUUUAAUAGGCUAUACAAUAAGUGUAGAAAAUAUGUUGUUGUGAAAUUGAUCGAUGUUCAAUGUAAGCAAAAUAGCAAAUAAGUAUAUAAAGCUACAAAAAUAUUAAAUAAUUGUGCAUAUUUCUUUUCUUUGAAUUUUAUUACUUUCAUAACAUUUAUACUUUAUCUAGUUGCUCUGGAAAAUGAUAAGUGAACACACUACACAGUAUAUAAAAAAUGAAUAAAUGAACUGAGAUAAGAUAUAUUUUAUAUACUUAAUUGUAAGCUUUAUGUUACGAUGUUACGUUGAAAUACGAUUUUGACAUGGAUAAACAGUGUUAAAUCCGACACUAGACUUACCUGUGAAAAUUGAUGACGAAUGAAAUAAAAAAUAAAAUCAA
Molecule: messenger RNA, 9102 nt
Organism: Nilaparvata lugens (brown planthopper)
Lineage: Eukaryota; Metazoa; Arthropoda; Insecta; Hemiptera; Delphacidae
Product: acetylcholinesterase
Exons: 5
Coding region: 40-936 (298 amino acids)
Biological process (GO): acetylcholine catabolic process; choline metabolic process
Cellular component (GO): plasma membrane
Molecular function (GO): acetylcholinesterase activity
Source: RefSeq, a predicted model, not a curated record